CAUGUCAUUGUCUCACAACCACCAAUUCACAUGUAAAUGUUGUAUCUUUGGUUCUUUGUGAGCAUUACCCGGAACCAAAAAUUGUUUAUUAAUUGUUAUAUCAUAAAUAAUUUUUGCAGCUCUUAAUUUAGUGCUCAAAAGAAGUGAGAAACCAAACCAAACCAACCCAAAUUUUUGUUACUAAUGGGAAAUAGUUUUGGUGGAAAAAAGACCACAAAGGUAAUGAAAAUUGAUGGUGAAACAUUUAAGCUAAAGACACCAAUAAAAGUUGGUGAAGUGCUUAAGGAUCACCCUGGUCUUGUUUUGUUAGAAUCUGAGGAAGUGAAGCAUUAUGGUAUAAGAGCAAAGCCAUUGGAAUCACACAAAGAUUUGAAGCCAAAAAGGCUCUAUUUUCUUGUGGAACUUCCAAAAGAAAGUAGAGUUACGAGAAGGGUUCGUUCAGUGAUUAAUGUGAGUGCUAAAGACAGGCUCGAAAACCUGUCUUUAGCUCGAAGGUCUGCUUCUGACCUAUCGAUUAUGAAAUCAAUGAGCGGUUUGGAGGGAAGAGAAGUGAUGGAGAAUGGCGCGGUGAGGUUGAAAAUGAGACUUCCAAAGGCAGAGGUUGAGAAGUUGAUGCAAAGUAGCAAAGAUGAAGGUGAGGCUGCUGAGAAGAUUAUGAGUCUUUGCAUGGCUAAUGGAAACAAUGAUAAGAAAAUGAAAAAGGAAAUGCAUUGGAAAGGUAGUAUAGGAGCUGAUGAAUUCAAAAAGGGGUAUGAGAAAAGGGUGAGUUUUAUGCCAAUCAAUGAAGGAAGUAGUUCAAUAGCUGUGGCUUCCUAACCUUGAAGCUAAACUGGGAACAAAUGAAAAUAAUUUCUAGUGCUUUUAUUAAUGCUUGGUUUAAUGUAAGAGCACUUAUUUGUGUGCUAUAUGAAUCACAUUUACUGUUGUUGCAAUAAUUAAAAUAUGUUUGUAAGUCUCAAGGAAAAAGACUAAGAAAUGUAGCACAUUAUUGUUAAUUAUUAAAACAAUAUAGUCGUGAAUAAUGGUUAAUUUAUCUGACUUUGAUAA
This is a messenger RNA of Cicer arietinum (chickpea), 1047 nucleotides long. RefSeq lists its product as uncharacterized. The record is from RefSeq and is a predicted model, not a curated record. NCBI's taxonomy places the organism in Eukaryota, Viridiplantae, Streptophyta, Magnoliopsida, Fabales, Fabaceae.